Scheffersomyces amazonensis is the source of this 2446-nucleotide messenger RNA. RefSeq lists its product as uncharacterized. Lineage: Eukaryota; Fungi; Ascomycota; Pichiomycetes; Serinales; Debaryomycetaceae. The transcript has a single exon. The record is from RefSeq and is a predicted model, not a curated record. Bases 164 to 2446 code for a protein of 760 amino acids.
UCUCAGGGUUCUUCCCCACGGUAAUUUAAUAAAAUCACAGUACAAAAACAAUAAGGUUAGGGUAGAUAAGACAACAGUACACAAUAAUUUUUAAAACAAUUCCCAGAUUCAAAUUUCCCAACCGCUUUCUUCAGGAACGAGUACCAAUGAGUUAUAAAUCAGAAUGCUGAGACGAAUUUCUACUUCAAACUCUACACUUAAAGAUAAUAAAUCUUUAGGAGCCCCAUUCCAACCUGAAGUUCGACAUGAACAUAAAUUAUCAUCAUCCUCUUUUUCGUCAAAUUACUCUCCAAUAACUCCAGAUGUUAAAUUCACACACCUGCCAAGAAUAUCUCUCCAUAGUCCAAAGUUCACAAGGUACUCACCUUCAUCAUAUAAAAAUGUUCCAAGUUCAGAAAGAUUACCAAGUCCUACAUUGAAGUUGACUGAUGAUAAUUCAAUUUCUGAUCAACCAGAAUUACUUAAAGAUACUCACAUUAGUAUACCAAAUGAAAUAAUAAUGCCAUCAAAAGUUAAUGAACCAUCUACUCCAAGAAUCUCAUUAGUAUUUCCAUCUAGAGAUCAACAACAACAUCUCAUUAAACUCGCAACUGCAAAUAAAAGGAAUGGAUUUCAAUAUCCUCCUUCUCCUGAAAGUACAGAAGAGAGUCCACAAUCUAGUUCACAAUCAUCAAGAGAUAGUUUUGUUAGUGCAGAUGAUACGGCUAUAGAGGAACCCACAACAGCCAUAUCAAAACCAGAUCAAUUGAACAAUAAUAAUAAUUUUGCAGCAUCUAAACUUAAACAAACAUUUUCUGAAAAUAAUGAAUCUCCAACAACUCCUUCAACAUUGUCAUUCCCAAUUGAUACUCAUGAAGAUGAAACUCCAGUUUUAUCAAAUACAAAAGAGUUCUUAAACAAUUCCAAAUCAGUAAAAACUCCAAAUAACCAACUUGUAAAUGUGCAUUCAUACGCAGGGUCAAAUAGUGAUGGAAAAGUAAUAACUAACAUAAAUUCAGCAACAUUAAAAGAGUCUGAAAAUCUUCGUCAUAUCACUACAACUCCUAAUAUUCAUGAUGUUUCUUCUGAAGAUGAAAGUAAUAGUCCUAGUGAAACUGUAUUAUCACGUUCCAGUAUAAUCAGCAGGGCAAACUCCUUGAAGGAUAAAUUGAAACGAUUUUCUCUGGGUGUAGUAUCUACUUCAUCGACUAAACUUUCUGAUUUCCAAACCCUUGUUAGAGUCAAGUCUAAUACAAUUAGUAGAAGAAGUUCAUUAUCAAGUUUAAGAAGAAGUUCCUUUACAGAAAUUAGAUCCGUCAUCAACAACACUUUCAAUAAUUCUCAACAUGAAUCUACUUCCGAUUCAAGUUCUUUAAAAUCUACUUCAGAACCAAUUAGAGUAAACACGAUUUCCAAUAUUCCGGCCAAUUUUUGGAAAUAUCACAUUACAAAACAUGGAAAGGAUUUCUAUGUUAGCACUAAUCCCACUUUGAAACAUAUUCACUGUAGAUCAGCCCCUAGCUUUUUCGUUGAAGUUAUCCAACCAGAAAGUAGACUGAAACAAUCAGCUGCAAAAAAAGGAUUUACCUUGGUAUUUAAAUCUUUGCAACAAUCAUCAACAUCUUUGAAUAUGGUUAUUACAAAAAGGGAUGAACAAGAAGGUGAUCAUUAUACAAUUGCUGUACCACUUUUAACCCCAAGUUCUGCACCAGUUAGUCCCCAUAUUGGUAGUUUGAACUCAUCUCCAAUUUCCAAACCCAAAUCCUUAUCAACGCCUAAAUCUAAUUCUUUAUUAGGUUCAUUAUAUAGCCCAGUUCAAAGUAAUGGAAAUUCAAAUGGACAUAGUAUGAAACUGGUUGUGUUUAAUGGUUUAGCAUUACCUAAACAGUUGAGUACAAAUGUUCCUUCGUGGUUUAAAAACUAUGAAUUUAAAGAUUUAGCUAAUAAUCGUUGGAAUGUGGGAUCAGUUUUAGAUGGUCAUGAUAAUAAAUCCAAUUUAUACUUUCAUAAGACUUAUAUUGAAAAAAUUCUUGGAAAUCAAUUAGUCCCAUCCCAUACCGUCUCAUAUCCAAGAGAAGAAUCUCCAAAGAAUGCCUCUACUAUUGGUGUAUUUCGUCCUAACCAAAAAAGGAAACUUAAACUUAGUUCAUUGUAUAUUGGCAAACCCAAAGUGUUAUCAUUUCAUGAUAUUCUUAAUCAUGAUAAAAAGAUUCAGUCAGCUAUACAAGAUACUUCGAAAGCUAAUGGUCAUACCAUGGGUAAAUUAUUUAAUCCAAGCAUCUUAGAUGAUGGAUUACACCAUUCUAUACUGGUUGAUGAUGAACCAACUGAAAACAAAUUUGGAUGGAUCACCGUAUAUGACAAUAAUGAAUUAAUCAAAGACUCUGGUAGUGACAAUAGAGAUGUUUUAAAUAUGGUCAUGGGAUUGUUAUUUGCUACUGCCUUUGAAAAUAGUUUAACUUUAUAA